Vicia faba (fava bean) is the source of this 552-nucleotide messenger RNA. The record is from the annotation of a GenBank genome assembly. Lineage: Eukaryota; Viridiplantae; Streptophyta; Magnoliopsida; Fabales; Fabaceae.
AUGCUAACAAAAAAGAAACUUGAUGAAAAAGAUGAUCUCAAAGACCGUAGUACCAAAAGAGUCAAAGGAAAGGGAGAUGGAAACAUGCCACCCAUGCAUACUAUUGCAUUAUCUCAGAGGGGAGAAAAUGAAGGGAACCCCAUAAGUGGUUUCAUAUCCUUCAAGAACAUUUUGACGGGGGAGACGACUAAGGCAAAGAAUGUUGACUUUCAUGAUGAUCAUCAACAAGUGAAGUUAUCGGGGGAACCCCAUAAACUUCCUUCUCUUCUCUUGCUUCGUGUAAACGGUGCGGUACUCCUCUCCGCACAAAAAGGACGUUCUCCGUCGUCGAUGUUCAUCACUGCCGUUCGCUCAAGUCUCGACAUCAUAGCCUCAACCUCAUCAUCUUUCGACCUAACCUCCAUCUCUUUCGAGCGAUUUCACGGAUUCAAAGCAUUUCGCGGAUUCGACAAAAAUCAUAGAAGAGUGAAUGAAAUACUUACCUACCGGAGCAGCUCUGGUGGCUCUUGUUUGGUGAAGAAAGAGACACUAAUGCAAAUUUCUGAUUGUUGA